AUGAAGAUUUUUAUCAUCCUCACUCUCUUGGGUGCAGCAGAAGCCAUUUUAGGAGAAUACCAGGACUCAGAGGAAAACUUACCAGAUGAUUUUAACAUUCCUUACAUGGCCUAUUUGCAAUCCAGUCCAGAGCCUUGUGUGGGGACCCUGAUUGACCCCCAAUGGGUGCUUACCGCUGCUCACUGUUCCUUACCAGCUAAAAUCCGACUGGGAGUUUAUCAACCCCACAUCAAAAAUGAAAGAGAACAGACGUACAGUUAUGCGUUGACUGUAGUCCAUCCUAAUUUUGAUGCGAAUUUCCGGAGAAAUGACCUGAUGCUGAUAAAACUCUCUUACCCUGCUACUAUAAACAUGCACGUGGGAACUAUAGCCAUAGCCAUGGAAGCGAUGACAUUUAAUGAAACCUGCUUUAUACCAACAUGGACCUGGAAUAGUUACAAGAACUUCAGUGACCCUGACAUCCUGACGUGGACAAAUCAGUACUCGCUUUCCCCAAAUGACUGCUGGAACGUGCUCCAACAACAGAGACAAGAGACAAGGAUGAACAUCAUGUGCAUAGGACAGUCACCUAAUGUCAUAACUUCAAUUAAGGAGGUCUCUGCUGCUCCAGCCAUCUGCAAUGGGAGGCUUCAUGGAAUAUUGUCCUGGGGGAAAGCAGGCAUAACCAAGGGAAGUGAAGGCUUCUUCACCGAAAUUCAUCCCUAUGCGAGAUGGAUCUUGAAAACGAUGCAUUCCCAUUGAGAAGCCGUAUCGCUCGGGGUAGAAUAAUGCAACCUCUACAAGGAAUUAAAAACUCUUCAAAACCCAAAACAACCCAAUAAAAUGACACCAGAAAUUUA
Phodopus roborovskii (desert hamster) is the source of this 839-nucleotide messenger RNA. Its product is annotated as probable inactive serine protease 58. The transcript is spliced from 5 exons. Gene Ontology annotation, biological process: proteolysis. The coding region runs from base 1 to 741 and encodes 246 amino acids. Gene Ontology annotation, molecular function: serine-type endopeptidase activity. The record is from RefSeq and is a predicted model, not a curated record. NCBI's taxonomy places the organism in Eukaryota, Metazoa, Chordata, Mammalia, Rodentia, Cricetidae.